This is a messenger RNA of Carica papaya (papaya), 1279 nucleotides long. Its product is annotated as putative carboxylesterase 12. Gene Ontology annotation, molecular function: hydrolase activity. The record is from RefSeq and is a predicted model, not a curated record. NCBI's taxonomy places the organism in Eukaryota, Viridiplantae, Streptophyta, Magnoliopsida, Brassicales, Caricaceae.
AUAUACGGAGAAUAAAUGAAUAAAUGGCUCGAGAACCAAAAAGAAAAAGACAAACAAGAAAAAGAAACUGUAAAGGGCAUAGGGAAAAAUCUUAUCCCUUCUCCCGUUUGUAGAGACCUCUUUCCAAUUCGUGUUCUUCUGCAACUACUUCCCAUGGAUCCAACAAAGCAAGAAGAAAUCGCCCAAGAUUUCUCCCCAAUGCUCCGGGUUUACAAAAACGGCCGCGUAGAAAGACUCAUGGGCACAGCCACACUCCCACCCUCGCUCGAUCCCACCACCAACGUUCAAUCCAAAGACGUCAUCUACUCCCCACAGACAAAUCAACACGCCAGACUCUUCCUCCCCAAAUCCACCCACCCAAACCAAAAGCUUCCCCUUCUAGUCUACUUCCAUGGCGGCGGCUUCGCCAUCGAAACCGCCUUCUCCCCCACCUACCACAACCACCUCAACACGUUAGUCGCGGAAGCCAAUAUCAUUGCCGUCUCCGUCGAUUACCGCCGAGCCCCGGAACACCCUCUCCCUGCGGCGCACGACGACUCAUGGGCCGCUCUCGAAUGGGUCGCCUCCCAUUCCGACGGAACCGGCCCGGAAGAUUGGCUAAACCGACAUGCAGAUAUACAAAACGUGUUCUUCGCGGGUGACAGUGCGGGUGCCAACAUAGCUCAUCAUAUGGCCAUGCGAGUCGGGGAAAAAGCAUUACCAGCGGUGAAUCUCAACGGCGUCGUUUUGGUUCAUCCGUACUUUUGGGGCAAAGAGCCAGUUGGCGAUGAGGUUAAGGACAUGUCGUUUAGAUCCAAGGUCGAUGCCAUGUGGCUUCUUGCUUUUCCGGACUCGAGUGGGUCCGAUGACCCGCUUCUGAAUGUCUGCGGGUCGAGCGGUCCGAGCCUGGCCGGUCUCGGGUGCCGGAGGGUGCUGGUUUGUGUUGCGGGGAAGGAUUUUCUCCGAGCGAGAGGUUGGGAGUACUACGAGAAGUUGCUGGCGAGUGGGUGGGAAGGUGUUGUGGAGAUUGCAGAGGAUGAAGAAGAGAAUCAUGUUUUUCAUUUGCUGGAUCCUACGAAGGAUAGCUCCAAGGCUGCUGUGAAAAGAAUUGCUGCUUUCAUCCGCCAUGAUCGCACCAUUUGAGCUCCACAUAUAUAUAUAUAUAUAUAUAUGUAUUAGCCACUUUUUUCUUGGGUUAAUUUCACUCAUUUUUAUGUUAUUCUGAAUUUUCCUUAAAAUAUUGCAUUAUAUUAGUAUGCAUGCAACAUUAGUUAAAUAAUAUGUACUAAUUUUCUCAAAU